UGUUAAAGAAGAUUUAUGUUUUAUUUUUGUUCCAUCAGCAUUUUAAUGAUUUGUGUGUAAUUUAGUUUAGUUUAAUUAUCUAAAAUAUGGAUGAUGAGCAGGAUUCUACCUUUAUAAACAUUAAAACAAACACUCCUAGGCCUGAAAAGAAACGGAAAAAGCAUAAAAGUAACAUACACGUUGAACUAUCGAACAAGAAUUUAGAUAAUGUUACUGACAACAAGGUUUUGAAGGAAAAUAAAAGGCCUAAAAAGGAUACUAAUAAGUAUAAUUUGAACUAUGUUAGGCUGUUUAAGGAGAUUCCUCAGAGGAUUCCGUUCCUUGGAAAACCAAGAGAUUACACUAUUUCAGUAGCACUCCCAGUUUCUAUAAUGGAAAACAUACAAUCCGAUGAUUUGAGGGCAUACGUGAUAGGCAAUAUUGCCAGGACACUGACCAUUUACGGAGUUAAUGAGGUUGUUCUAUACAAUGAUCUAGAUGAUAAGAGUUCAAACUGGAUGGAGUAUUUUUCUCUAAAUUUGAGGUAUUUGGAGACACCUCAAUACCUCAGAAAGUUUUUGUUUCCCAUGGAUAACGCUUUAAAAUUCGCUGGGUUACAAAACCCUAUUAAUGCUCCUCACCAUCUACGCUCUACUGAGUGGCUUCCAUACAGGGAGGGAGUUGUUGGACUAAUAAGGAAAGAUAGUACUAACACAACUUUGUACGCUGAUUGUGGAGUAUUUUCAAGUGUUAAAAUCCACAACAAGGAGGAUUUAAAGGAGUUUUACGGAAUCGAAUACAUGACAGAUGAGGAUUACGAUGUUUACCAAAGAGUCACCGUACGUCUAGACGAUGAAUCUAUUGAUAAGUGCCAUAAAAACUGGAAAGAGGGAAAAUCCUUAAGUCAGAGUGAAACUGGUUCACUUUCUGCGUAUCUGGUACAUCCUGAAGAACCUCUUAAAGUUGCAGGGUUGUAUUGGGGAUAUAUUGUUAGGGAAUGCAACACUGUGGUUGAGUCAUUAAAAGGAUGCCCAUUUAAUGAAAAUGCUCGUUACGAUCUUAAAGUUGGUACCAGUGAGCGUGGAGAAUUAUACUCCUUAAAUACCAAACUUCCCAAAUUCAAAAAUAUGUUAAUAUACUUCGGCCCAGUCUUGGGUUUGGAACACGUAAUGCAAGAACCUGAAAAGAAAUUUGAUAAAUAUUUCAACUUUUGUAAUCAGCAGAAAUCAAGAACCAUAAGAACAGAAGAGGCUCUUUUAAUUGUACUGUCGCUUUUAUCUUUCACCAACACAUUUUAAUGCUUAAUAUACAAUGUAUGGAUUA
This is a messenger RNA of Theileria parva strain Muguga, 1302 nucleotides long. It is a transcript of the gene D2Wsu81e, whose product is annotated as putative RNA methyltransferase family protein. The record is from RefSeq and is a predicted model, not a curated record. The transcript has 9 exons. NCBI's taxonomy places the organism in Eukaryota, Apicomplexa, Aconoidasida, Piroplasmida, Theileriidae. Bases 87 to 1277 code for a protein of 396 amino acids.